Molecule: messenger RNA, 427 nt
Organism: Paramecium octaurelia
Lineage: Eukaryota; Ciliophora; Oligohymenophorea; Peniculida; Parameciidae
Source: the annotation of a GenBank genome assembly
AUGCUAAAUAAAGCAUUAACUUAUUGUCUUUAGGAUGAUGAUCCAAUCAGAAUUUCUGAAUUAAUUGGUGUUCGAGAAUAUCAAAAAUAACCAAAACUAAUUCAGAACGCCUUUGUGACCUCUUCAGAUUUGAAAUAGAUGAUACAUAACCAAAAGAGAGAGAACAGUGUUCAAUCACAUAGAAAAAUUUAACAUUUUGAUGCUGACUUAAAACCAAUCAAUAGAACAUUCGAUUUUAGAUUACCAUUGAACCUUAAUCCUUGCCGAAAAUACAUGAAUGUGAAAUAUGUUCCAGAACCUACAAAACCUAGUCAACCAAAACUUUACUUUGGAAUCAAGCAUUAAUAAUUUAAAGUAAAAAUAUACUUAUAAUGAAUUUUAGAUAAAAAUCAAAAUGCAAGGUAAACGAUUGGAGGACAUGUUCUGA